This is a messenger RNA of Carassius auratus (goldfish), 2670 nucleotides long. Its product is annotated as transmembrane protein 108-like. Gene Ontology annotation, biological process: dendrite extension; postsynaptic density organization; retrograde axonal transport. Bases 132 to 1679 code for a protein of 515 amino acids. Gene Ontology annotation, cellular component: postsynaptic density; endosome membrane; axon. NCBI's taxonomy places the organism in Eukaryota, Metazoa, Chordata, Actinopteri, Cypriniformes, Cyprinidae. The transcript has 6 exons. The record is from RefSeq and is a predicted model, not a curated record.
GCCCGUUCUGGAAUCUCAGAUUAGGAAGGAAAAGAAAAGGAAGUAGUAAGAGAAAGAACCGUUUACAAAAACCUGUUUUGGUGUCAGAGAACCAUGAGCACUGUGGAGGAGGAGCCGGACCACAUGAUACCAUGAAGAGAAGUCUGCAGGUUCUGCCCCACCAGCUGCUGAGUGUUCUGCUGAUUCUGUCUUUGCCAGUUGGGCUGGUGUUCUCCGCAAAGGAGCCUGACCCCAACCAAACCCACAGGGACCUUGUCUCCAUGUCAACAAGAAGCAGAAUCCUCACCACCCUCUCACCGGGGCCCUUGGGCUGGCAUGAGGGUUCCAGCACUGGGGAUCUGCGUAUCCAGUCACUGGCUUCUCUUGAAGCCAUCAGUAGACCCACUACUGUCAGCUCUUCCCAGACAGCAAAGAACAAUGUACCAUCUGCCAAAUUUCAAACAAUUCAGACAACAACAGUAGGGGUGCAUUCUUUUGGUCCCAGGGAUCAGGCAUCACUCAGAAUCUCUCUUUCAGAAGCAGAAGUACCCCAACUGACCACUAGAAGUAUGUUCAAUAGAACAAGCUCUGGGUUUUUCACCACUAAAACCCAAGACCAGAACUUUAGCACUAAUACCAACAAGCCGAGUACAAUCAGAAGACAGAAAGUGAACCAGUCGGAGUUCUCAAGUGUGGUCCAUAUAAAUCAAACCACUGCUACUGGGUCGUAUAGUAGAAACCAAGUCACAAAUUCUGGCUCAGAUCAUUCUUUUCUCUCAGGGACUAAAAGUGACAUGGCCAUUAAUGGCAAGGGCCUUUUGGGGACCACAUACACUGGAGAAAUGGGAGUGAAGGAGCCCACUGAUCCCAUUCAACAUUUACCAUCAUCUUCAUUUACUUCAACCUUCAAAACCCACAAAGGGCAGAACACGUAUAAGGAGGCUUCACAACACACCAUUACACUGCGUGACGUGUCUUCAACAGAGAAUCUAACAUUGGGAAAAGGGAUACAUCCUUUUGCACAAACUGGCAUCCAGUCUCCUCCCCCAUCACCUUACAACCAUGUUAUAAUAUCUGAUCCCACUCCUUCAGCGAAGAGCACAAACUUUGUGGAAGUCCAAGAUGGCAGGAAUGGAACCACCAAUAUGACCACUGAUUCUCUUUUCUCUUUAAAAGAUGCCACCGAUGUUAUCAACAGCACGGAUGCCUCAUGGCCUGCAGUUAAUGAUUUAGACAUCUCAGAAGCACCAUCCACAGCUAGCGGGAGCUACAUGAACAGGCAGGUUCCAGCCACCACACAAGGCCCAUGGGGAUCUGGGAACCAGUCGGCUCCUGCGCUGGGUCCUUCUCAUGAAAAAAACACCAUCUGCCUUGACAAAAUGAACAUUGUGUGGUUGGUUCUUGCCAUUAGCGUGCCUGUCUCCUCAUGCUCCGUACUGCUUACCGUAUGCUGUAUGAGGAAAAAGAAGAAGUCUGCUACUCAGGAGAACAACAUGAGCUACUGGAAUGACGCCAUCACCAUGGAUUACUUCACUCGCCAUGCUGUGGAGCUCCCAUGCGAGAUACAAUCACUGGAGACUGAGGAACAAGAGACGUGUCUGCCCCCUAACGGUGACUACAGCGACAGCGGCGUGGUUCUGGUUAACCCCUUUUGCCAAGAGACUCUCUUUAUCAACAGAGACAAGGCUUCUGAUAUCUAAAAACAUUCUAUUAAAAGGAGACAAAAUCCUUGAGGAUUUCCCAGUCCCUUUUAUUUGCUUGCAUUUUUUUAAGAAUAUACAAAUAUAAAUAAAUAUAUAUACACACAGUAUAUGUGGUGAACCUUCAGAGACUCUGGUUUAUAAAUGAAACUGGUUUCAAGGAUCUGAAAGAAUAUUAUAAAAAAAGAACACAAAUUAAAAAUGAGGGGGAGCCCCUGCAUAUUUUUCUGAUGUGGAUUUUCUACAGACGCUUCAUUGUGAUAAGGGUUUUUAUGUCUUUUUUGAAUAAAAACAAUAAGUGUGUUUGCUCUUAUGUCCUAGUGGCUUUGGUGGAGCAGAGUGCUGAGAAACAUGAUGCGUGGUGUAAGGAUGCUUGUGUGACGUUACCCAAAACACUUAAUAUGAUUACUUAAACAAGCCUGCCGCACUUGAAUUCUGUAUGUAAGGGGAUGGAGGGGUAAAGAGCAUUGAUUCUGAAAUGUUUCUAAAAUGGGUCCAGUGGGUACUGCAGCAACCCUCGCUUCUCUAUUGGAGGAACUUGAGUUGAUUGCCUGUUUGCAUUUUAUGGAGGACGAAUCAAGAUUUUCUGAGAUAGUUUGUCCCCAGCUGAGUCACCAGCCAAAAGACAAAAUUACAAUUGUCCCAUUCCUUAGAUGUUCAAAAUGUUUUUGUGUGCGUAUAUGUCUUGUUGCAUGCAUCUUUUCUGAUUUGAGGUGUAUGUGUGUCUUUAGACUAGAUGUCAAACAGGAUUUCGUUUCUAUCAAGAUUUUGUUGUUUCAAACACCCUAAAACUCCAUUCACAUUCACACAGUUGCACAAGCAAGUAGAAAGAAAUAUGCUUAAAUUAAAAUGAAAUGCCUCAUACAAAGCCCUUGCUAUGGUAAUGUUACUGUGCUCCACAUUUCACAUUAUAUCUGUUCAUGUUGUACUUGUUUGUGUUCAACUUCUAUUAGCAGGGCUAAGCAUUAUACUAUAUAACUGAAGUUUUUUU